Vanrija pseudolonga is the source of this 1986-nucleotide messenger RNA. RefSeq names its product D-aminoacylase. Bases 9 to 1943 code for a protein of 644 amino acids. The record is from RefSeq and is a predicted model, not a curated record. NCBI's taxonomy places the organism in Eukaryota, Fungi, Basidiomycota, Tremellomycetes, Trichosporonales, Trichosporonaceae. Gene Ontology annotation, molecular function: hydrolase activity, acting on carbon-nitrogen (but not peptide) bonds. The transcript is spliced from 3 exons.
UCCGAGCCAUGCGUCGGCUUGGGAUGCGCCGACAGACGACGCGAGUGGGGGUAGCCUGCUGCUUAGCUACCUGCUCCCCCGCACCCCCACCUGGUGCUAUUGUGCGGCGCAAAGUGGGGUUGGUCGUCGGUGGGACGUGCUGCUGCUGCUGUUGUCAGCUGCGCGCAGUUGCAGUUCCAGUUCGCACACUUGGUCGUGCGUGCGUCCACUUGUCUCCUCUCUGUCUUCGACACAGCCGCACCGACGCCAUGACGACCGAGCCAGACCCCAACGCGAGCACACCCACGCUCAUCGCCAACGCGACCAUCAUCAGCGGCGAGGAGGGCGCGACGCCGUACGUCGCCGACGUGCUCGUCUCCAACGGGCUCAUCGCGGCCAUCGGGCAGUCCCUCUCCCCGCCGCUCGGAGCCACAGUGGUCGACGCGACCGGCCUGUACCUCUCUCCCGGGUUCAUCGACAUGCACGCCCACUCGGACCUGUAUCUGCUCACGUCGCCGGCGCACGCGCCCAAGAUCACGCAGGGGUGUACGACCGAGGUUGUGGGCCAAGACGGCAUCUCGUACGCCCCAGUCCGCACCAAGGCUCAGAUGGCAGCCAUCCGCGCCCAGAUCGCAGGGUGGAACGGUAACCCCUCGGACGACGAGUGCGCCACCAGCCUGUCCCACAUCGGCAUGUUCGAGUGGCGCACGGUUGCAGAGUACCUCGACACGCUGGACCGCAACGGGCCAGCAACCAACGUCGCCAUGCUGGUCCCGCAGGGCAACCUGCGGCUGCUCGCCUGCGGGCCGUACGACGCGGUGGCUACGCCAUCAGAGAUCGCCGAGCAGGCCACGCUGCUCCGCGAGGCGAUGGCCGACGGCGCCGUCGGCAUGUCGAGCGGCCUGACGUACACGCCGGGCAUGUACGCGUCCACCUCGGAGCUCGCAGUGCUGUGUAAAGUGCUGGCGGGGUACGAGGGGGCGUACUACGCGCCGCAUCACCGGAGCUACGGGCACCGCGCGCUCGAGAGCUACGCCGAGAUGGUCGGGCUCGCGCACGAUACCGGCUGCCCAGUGCACCUGACGCACGCGACUAUGAACUUUGCCGAGAACCGCGGCCGUGCGGGCGAGCUGCUGUCGCUGAUCGACAGCGCGCGCGACACGGGCGCAGACAUCACGCUUGACACGUACCCCUACCUCCCCGGCUGUACCACGCUCGCCGCGCUCCUGCCUUCGUGGGCGAGCGCCGGCGGACCGGCCGAGACGCUCGCGCGCCUCAACGACGAGAUGAUGCGCGAGAAGAUCCGCGUCGCGGUCGAAGUCACCGGGUGUGAUGGCGGCCAUGGGAUCCCUACCAACUGGGACGAGAUUGAGAUCGGGUCCACGACCCACCCCGACCUGCAAGGCUACGCCGGCCGCCGCGUGUCGGACGUCGCGCGCGCCGAGGCCCGCCCGCCCAUAUCCGUCUUCUUUGACGUGCUGACAAAGGACGCGCUGGCCACCAGCUGCCUGAUGCACGUCGGGAGCGAGGCAAAUGUGCGCGAGAUCAUGGCGCAUGCCACGCACAUGGGCGGCUCGGACGCCAUCCUGCACGGGAGCACGCUGCACCCGCGCGCGUGGGGCACGUUCCCCCGCUUCCUGGGACACUAUGCGCGCGACGUCGGCAUCGCGAGCGUGCCCGACAUGGUCGCGCACUUGACCUCGCGCCCGGCGAAACGGCUCGGCGUCUACCCCCGCCGCGGGGUGGUGGCGGUCGGCUCGGCAGCCGACCUCGUGCUCUUCAACCCGGAUACCGUCGCGGACAUGGCGACGCAUGCCGAGCCCACCCUGCCAGCCAAGGGUAUCGAGUAUGUGUUUGUCAACGGUGUCGCCGCGCUCGAGGGCGGACAGACGACGGGGGCACGCGCGGGCGUGACGCUGAGAAGGAGGGCAGCAGACGGCAAGGUCACGGAUAGAGGCAUGUAGGGUUCGUUGGUUGUAUAACAUUCAUCAUGGACAACGGUAUAGG